Messenger RNA from Suillus subalutaceus, 2013 nucleotides. RefSeq lists its product as uncharacterized. Bases 1 to 2013 code for a protein of 670 amino acids. Lineage: Eukaryota; Fungi; Basidiomycota; Agaricomycetes; Boletales; Suillaceae. The transcript has 5 exons. The record is from RefSeq and is a predicted model, not a curated record.
AUGUCCUGUCCUAGUCCUCCAAGGUCCAUCGUGCUCCCUACUCGGUUCCGAGGCCUGGGAACUCGCUUAGCAUACUUACACGUCAGCAUGUUCAUUUUCUGGGACUCACUCCCGCUCGACUACCAUCAGAAACACGCAGCUAUCAUUCCUCGCCCUCAACUGGAGCCCACCGCGAGGGGAUCAUCUGAGAAAACUAGCAGGUCGCUCAGGCCUACUAAGGGACGCAAAGAAAGAGAAGAAGCCAUCGAAGAAUUCAAUAUCGCAUUUUCAGACCCGCGAGUCGCAGAAGCAGAAGAGAUUUUUGUUCCAGUUCCGCGAACCCGUGCAAGACACGUCUCAGAACCCAUACGCCCAGACCUCUCACUCUUCGCACCAAACCCGCGCACUCCCACUUCGCCUGUCACGCCUUCACCCAAGGAUUCCGCGAAAGGCGAAUCGUCCGACGAGUUUGAAGCGCAAGAUAACCCAAGGAACCUACCCCCUGGUGCUUUCAUUAGCACGCCCAAGCGCAUAACCCCCUCAAGCGCUAGUACCCUCUCCUCAUUAACCGCGCUAUCCGCUUUUAGUGAGAUCUCUCAUAGACCGUCAGAUGCGCUGUCCAGCGCAAUCCCUACGAAAGAAGCACAGCCAAUCAAGCAGGAAGACAUCGACGCUCCCCCUGCGCACAAACUGGUCAAAUCAAGGAAAGCAAUGAUCGCCCAAACCGGUCAAGCUCUGCCACUGCAGCCGCAAGCGCCUGUUUUAUUCAUUCCUUCAUCUCAACCCGUUUUACCCACCCAUCCACCACUAGCAAACAUGGCAGCAGUACCCUUCAGAAUGCCCGGCCGCGGCACCGAUAAAGCGCCCAAGUUCGAUGGCAGAGACGAAAGCCUAUUGAUCUUCAUAGACGAUUAUGAAGAUUUAGCCGAUCAGGCAGGUUUGGCGGGCGCAGAUCGCAUCAAAGGCCUCAUAAAAUAUAGCCGCGCGCCAAUGACGAGCAUAGAAGCGGAAGGAGAGUAUUACCGGGAGUUCACUAAGGUCGCGCAGCCGCUCGUAGCGAAAGAUCGCGUUGGCAAGGCAGAGAUGAAUCGGCUCUUCUUAGAAGGGUUCCCCAAGGAUGUACAACAACAGAUCCACACCCGCAUGAUGAUCAAGUUUCCAGACCACCACCCAGACGAUCCUUACCCUAUCAAGGACGUGCGCUUGGCAGCGCGCUUCUUGCUCCCAGGUAUCGCGUCAGUGGCCGCGCUACCAGCGGGCACGCAAACUUCGUCGCCCUCACCUCGGACUGGAAAUGUGCAGGCGCCGGCAUACCAAAAACCUACGGCUGGAGCGGUCGUCAAACAAGAAUAUCAGGCCACCCGUAGCGGCAGCUACGCGGCUCAAGGAUGCAUGUUUUGCGGGAGCGGCGAACACUUCCUUAGCCGCUGUCGCGAAAAGACGGCGUAUAUCGAUGCGGGGAAGUGUAAGGUAAGCGAGGAGAGCAAUAAAUUAGUAUUGCCAAACGGUAGAUGGAUUCCGGGGAAACCACAUGAAGGGACCCUGAAGGAGCGACUUGAUCGUCAUAUUGCCACUCAGCAGGCAGACCAGGCGCUUCCAAGCGCAAGCGUAACCGCUGGCAUCUUUGUCCGCGCUGAUCCUGAUGUCGACGCAGUGAUAGAGGUUGACUCGUCCGCAUUCGUGCACACUAUCACAGACGCAGAUUCGGAGGUGGACGAUGAAGAUCUCGAAGUGCAGCGCGCUACACAGGCGUUAGCGCUAGCAACCGCAAAGCGCGAUCAGAAGAAGGGCAACGGACCUUACGCCCCCAAAGGAAAAGCGGUGCGAUUUGACGGAGUGGAAGUUUCCGGUGAGCCUCGCGCACGCCCUGGGCCUGCGUCUAGGCAAGCCUCGGACGCGGUAGAGAUAGUCUCUCCUGCCGUACAAGCUUCGUCAGACAAAGGCAAGAUGCCAGAACGCGCGAAAACCGCUGCGACGCCCUCUACGUCAGUUGCCAAGCCAAAAGAGACACCCAAAGAACUUAUGCGCACUUGA